Messenger RNA from Meloidogyne enterolobii, 767 nucleotides. NCBI's taxonomy places the organism in Eukaryota, Metazoa, Nematoda, Chromadorea, Rhabditida, Meloidogynidae. The record is from the annotation of a GenBank genome assembly.
UUUUUGUCUUUAGUAUAUUUCUUUUCACUUUUCUUAUUAAGUUGGGUUUCUAUUUAUUAUUUUACAUAUCACAAAAUAUACAUGUAUUUUACAAGUAUUUAUUCGAAAAACUUGUUUCUGUUUACAAAAAUCUAUUUUCUUUCGUGUUGCUUUGGAUUCCGAAUAUGGUCUGGGAGAGGGGGGGGGCAAUAGUAGCUUAUUCUGAAAAAUUCCGUCGACAUUUAUACAUUAUUUACCAAUAAUUUUCAGAUUUAUUUUUUAAUUAUCAAAUUAUUUUAAACAAAGAUAUGCCUUUUUCCAAUGAUCAAAUUGAGCAAUUAAAGGAGCACUAUCCAACGUUAAUACAAAAUGGGGGUAGUGGAUAUAUAACAAAUGAUGAAUUAAAUGGAGCUUUGAAAAUUCUUGGAAUUGAUGUACCUGGUUAUCAAGCCAGAGAUUUAUUAGAGCGUUAUAAUUCUGGAAAUAAACAAAUAAGUUAUGAUAAAUUUAUUAUUAUUUUUGAUGAAAUUGAUUCACAACGAAAUGCAGAAAUUUCGCGAUGGAAGAAUCGAAUUGGAAGUGUUACUGGGGCUUAUCAACUUCAGGGGAUGGCCGAACAUGGAGCCGAUGAAAUUGUUCAUACAAUUCGAGUUGAGGAAGAAUUGGCAUUUUCUAAUUGGAUAAAUAGUAGUCUGUCAGAGGAUUCUGAUUUGAAAUCACUUCUCCCAGUCAAUCCGGAGGGGGGCGAUCUUUACACGAAAAUUCGUGAUGGACUAAUUAUUUGGUAA